UAAUCGAAUAGAUCCGAUUCGAUGCAACGGAUCUUUGCACAAUCACACUCCUUUCAACAGCAAUACAGCCACAACACACAACCAACAGACAACCCCAAAGCAGAUCUCACACCCUUGGUGUCCCUUCGUCUCUAUUAGCUAGCUAUCUAUCAGCUAUUCAUUCAAAUAAAAUCAAGAUGCCCGGCAAAUGGUUCCCUCUCGAAUCGAAUCCUGAGUUGAUCAACAAGUACAUUAGCAAGUUGGGGUUUGACACGUCGCUGUACGAGUUUACCGAUGUGUUUAGCACGGAAGAUUGGGCCAUGGACAUGAUUCCCCAGCCUGUGGCGGCUGUGAUUAUGCUGUAUCCAUUGACGUCUAAUCAAGAGAAAUUUCGAGACCAAGACAAGAUUGUUUCGCCCACAGAAGAUGUGUGGUUUGUCAAACAGCGCAUUGGCAACGCCUGUGGCACGAUUGGACUGUUGCAUUCGCUCUUGAAUGCUCCCGAGCCUCUCAAUGCCUUUCAACCCGAUUCGUGGCUCCAAAAAUUCCAAGAGGACUGUCACAAAUCCAUGCCUCCCAUUCAAAAGGCCGAACGCUUGGAAGCCGACGAGCAAGUGGCCAAAUUGCACGAUGAUGCCACGUCGUCUUCCGACAACCAAACCAAUCGAGGGAAUAUUGAUGACAAGGUGGAAACUCAUUUCAUUGCACUCGUUUGCAACAACAAUAAACUCUAUGAACUGGAUGGUCGAAAGGAAGGGCCCGUCUUGCAUGGAGACACCAGCCCCAACACUCUACUCAAAGAUGCCUGUGUCGUUGUCAAAAAAUUCAUGGAACGAGAUCCUGGUGAAAUGCGAUUUACCAUAUUGGCGUUGGCGCCCAAGGCUUCCUGAGAAGAAACAUAUAGAAACAAAAGAGGGCAAAACAAUAAAGCAAACAGCCGGGUAGUCUCUAGCUAGCUAGAUGGAAAUGCAGCUAGUCUGCAGCGACAAGAGAAAACAGCGGGAACGUAUGAAUCGAAUCAAGCAACCAAGGAGUUUGUUCUCUGACUCUCAAUUAAAGCUAUUAUAAUAGAAGCUAGCUUGGCUUAUUUCAUUUUGAUUGGAACUGGACAGGAAGUGCCAUCGGGACUGAUCAACAUGUUGCAGGCCUACUUAUAAAGCCCACCAGAGGACCAAUCUCUCUUCGUAUUUCUAUCACCUGAGCCUUCUAGCUAGUGCAAUCAGUAUGUUUGUUGUACUUACCACUCCAACAAUUAAUUGAAGCAUACAUGACGAGAAACAUCACCCAGCUCCAAAUCACCUCCAACACGGCGUCGCCUCGGCGUCGAGUUAAUAUCCC
Seminavis robusta is the source of this 1317-nucleotide messenger RNA. NCBI's taxonomy places the organism in Eukaryota, Bacillariophyta, Bacillariophyceae, Naviculales, Naviculaceae. The record is from the annotation of a GenBank genome assembly.